Molecule: messenger RNA, 1355 nt
Organism: Pelagomonas calceolata
Lineage: Eukaryota; Pelagophyceae; Pelagomonadales; Pelagomonadaceae
Source: the annotation of a GenBank genome assembly
GUGCCGGCAAUACGCAGGCUUGCUGCAAGUAAGUAACGAUCGAAUUUGCCAGCGCUACGCAUCACUGCAUUCCUACGAAACCAGCCUGCACGCCGUCGAGCAGCCAUGUGGUGCUACUACCCCGGAGCCUGGGACAUGGCUCUCAUUGCGACAGCAAUAGCGGCCGCAGGCGUCGGCCUGGGCCUGCGCGAGCGCUGGCAGAAGCAACCGAAGCACAAUGCGAAGGAGAAGCGGCGCCCACCUACAAGGCUGCGCGGCCGCGUCGCGGCGCUCGGCGCCGCGCUCCUCGUAAUCUUCCUCUACGCCAGCUACGAGGACAGCCGCUUCACCGCCAUGGAGGAUACGUACGAGCAAAAGCCGCACAAGGCCGAGAAGGAAGCUUGUAGAUGCACCACCACAUCUUGUUUGCGGAAUGCGCUCGAACACCAACAUACAUUAUUCCGGCCGCCCCAUUUCUGGCUCGGCGGCUGCCAGAAGUGCGGCACGACGUCGAUGUACGACUUGUUAUCAAAGCAUCCCCAGAUCAUUGCGCCGACGCCCAAGGAACCUGGUUAUUUUGCCUUACCAUCACCACUACGAUCACUACGAGCAAGGUGGUACGUCCGCGACGUGCUGCAACUUUCCACAAUAUGUGACAAAGGCAUGAAGCGUGUCGCGACCUUUGAUGGGACGGCCUAUUACUUGCAAUGGGAUUAUUCAGCGGCAUUGGCCUUACGACAGGCCGCACCUUGGGCCAAGCUCGUGAUUAUCCUGCGGGAACCGAUCACGCGGGCCAUGUCCUGGCUCCAGCACAUGAACAUGAAGUUUCCUUUGGUGCCGAAUUGUCUGAGGUCGCGGUCGAUGGACUGCUGUGUGAGGCAAAGGUGGUUUUUGAGGGGGAACCACCAUCUAGGCGGGUCGUUGUAUGAUGCCCAUCUCCAAAAGUGGCUCGCGGCGGGCUGGCCCUUGGAGCAGUUCCUCAUUAUAAAAUUCGAGGACUUAUUUGAGGACGAUGGUGCCUCACAUGUCUAUGGGCGCAUCCUGGACUUUGUAGGGUUGCAAGCACAUAACCUGUCUUCUACCACACCGUCGAAUCGAAGAAGUACUGUACCUUACGAGGUGCUGCCCGACGCUUAUGAUGAUAUGGUCGAUAUUGUCAAAGAUGACGUCGCGUCGCUCGAAAGACGGUUGGGUCGGAGCUUCGGCUGGGCCGACAUUUGGAAGACGCAGCGCUCGCAAUGUAAGCGCGACGGCGUCUGCCGCGUCGACCUGAUCCCUCGGGCGCCGGCGUCGUCGCGGCCGCCGGGGUCGCGGCGGUUCCCGGGGUCGCGUCCGCCGGGCUAAGGGCUGUUGUUCUGUAUUAGUCGAGAGUCGGG